Messenger RNA from Rangifer tarandus platyrhynchus (Svalbard reindeer), 420 nucleotides. Lineage: Eukaryota; Metazoa; Chordata; Mammalia; Artiodactyla; Cervidae. The record is from the annotation of a GenBank genome assembly.
AUGAUCAUUUGUUUUCCAGUCACGUUAAAUUUACCAUCUUCCAGAAAUGGCUUGAUUUCUUUGGAUCAUAAUCACUGCAUCCCUCGCCUGGGAUCUGUUUUGGAGUUGGAUGCAUGCCACCCUCCACACGCCGCCAGCUGGGAGGACCAGACAGGAAACUGCAGCGGAGCCAGGACAACGGUCCCUUUUGCAUGCAAGGAAGGAGCUGACCCACCCAGCAGAGCGCAGCGUCACCACCCUGUCAGCAGCCAGAGAGAAGGGCGUCUGAGUACUUGUUGCCGCCGGCCCCACCCAUCCACCCAGGCGCCCACCCUCACCCACUGCGGUCAGAGGCGGGCAUCUGGCGCGGUCCACCCUGAGCGGCCGCGGUGCUGCGCACCAGGAGAGGGGCCGCAGUCACGGCCAACUCAGACACUGUAG